GCGCGGCGGGAAAUUAUUUCCCAGAGCCCGGAUUAGUGAAGCAGCCAGUGCUGCAGCGGCAGUCGUCUUCCCUGUCACCGGCGCCGCGCGAAGGAAGCAGCUCAGAAACUCCGGCCGGGAAGAUGGAAGAUGGUGCCCCAAAGCAUAUCAUACAGAUGACAGGAUUUAAGAUGGAAGAAAAAGAAGCUCUAGGCAAAUUGCUUUUAAAACUAGAUUGCACUUUUAUUAAGAGUGAGAAAUACAAAAACUGUACACAUCUUAUAGCUGAACGCCUGUGUAAGAGUGAGAAAUUUUUAGCAGCUUGUGCAGCAGGAAAGUGGGUACUAACUAAGGACUACAUAAUUCAUAGUGCCAGAAGUGGCAGAUGGCUUGAUGAAACAACUUAUGAAUGGGGAUAUAAAAUUGAAAAAGACUCUCAUUAUUCACCUCAAAUGCAGUCAGCACCUAGAAGAUGGCGUGAAGAACUAAAACGAACUGGUGCUCCAGGAGCCUUCCAUAGAUGGAAGGUUGUCCUCCUUGUUAGAGCUGAUAAACGAAGUGAUUCUCUUGUAAGAGUUUUGGAGGCUGGAAAAGCAAAUGUUAUUUUACCCAAAAAUUCACCAAGUGGAAUAACUCAUGUGAUUGCCAGUAAUGCGAGGAUCAAGGCUGAACAAGAAAAAGAUAACUUUAAGGCUCCAUUUUAUCCAAUUCAGUAUCUAGGGGAUUUUCUUUUAGAGAAAGAAAUUCAGAAUGAUGAAGAUUCCCAGACUAAUUCUGCUUGGAAAAACCAUAGCAAUCAAGAAAAAAACAAAGAUUUCAGGAAAGAUACAGGAUUUCUUGAAAUGAAAGGUGCCUUAAAAGAGACCAUGUGCAGAACCCAGAAGGAAAUGAAAAAUUAUGAUGAAGAUGUUAGUAUUAGUUCUACUUUGACUGAACAUCACAGAAAAGAAAAAUUCAGAGAUUCUAGUAAAGAUUUGAAAUUGGUUAAAAUGAGACAUGCCUUAGGAAGGCACCCAUGUGGAAAUCAGAAGGAAAUUAAGAAAAAGGAUGAAGAUGUUCAUCAUAGGAGUUAUACUUUGAGGAAAAAACGCAAAAAAGAGAAAGAAAGAGAUACCAGGAAGGACAUCAGACACGACAAAAGUACCUUAAGAAAGCACAUUUAUAGAGAUCAGAAAGAAAUGAAGAUUUCUGUUUUUGCUGAUCAUGCCAAAGAAUCAAAAACCAAGGAUAUCCGGACAGAUGUGGAUAUUGUUGAUGUGAAAAAUGCCUUAAGGAAACACAUAUAUAGAGCUCAGGCUAUAAGAUACAGCUGCAUUAGAAUAGAUAAACAACCAGUAUACAAUGUUGAGGUUAAAAAUGCUGAAUUUCCCCGAGGUGUAUUAAAUUUAAUUGAAAGCCUCAUUGAAGGACAGUUUUUUAAAGAAGCAAUUGAGGAACUUUCCUCCUUGCAAGCACAUUAUAUCCCUCCUGUAUGCCUUCUUCAUGCUCUUCUAGAGAACAUUCUACAGGAUAACAUAGAUACGUUUUCUGGUCGAUACUUUCAUAUAUUGUCAGCUCUUCUUCACCUCCACCCUCCUUGGAAGUCCCCAGCCAUGUCAAGAUAUUACUUAGAGUUGUUUCAGUGUCCAACUUGUAUGAAAGGGGCAUGGUCUCUAAUAGAAGUGCUUAUCAGGUCUUGCCUUUUCAAUGAAAGUUUCUGUCAUCAAAUUUCAGAAAAUAUUAUUGGCUCUAAGGUGCUCCACCUGACACUGCUCAAAUUUUUCUUUAAUUUAGUUGAAAGUGAAGUGCGACAUCUGAGUCAAAAAUUGUAUGACUGGUCAGAUUCUCAGAGUCUGAAAAAAACAGGAAAUGCAGUUCUUCUUGAAAUCUUUUGGUCAGGAAGUGAGACCUCUGGGCUUUUGACCAAACCAGUAAAUAUGCUUUUGGAGUGGACUAUAUAUUCUCACAAGGAAAAAUGCAAGUCUAAUGAUGUCUUCAAACAUGAACUAGCUUACUUAUUGGCUGGAAUUCUUGGAGCAGCAAUAGAUUAUUGGAUCUUUCUUGGUCUUAAGAUGGGUAGAAAUGUGAUGCGACACAUGUCUGAUGACUUAGGAAAUUAUGUUUCCCUUUCCUGUGAUGACUUUUCUUCACAGGAAUUAGAGAUUUUUAUUUGUUCCUUUUCCUCUUCCUGGCUUCAAAUGUUUGUUGCAGAGGCAGUCUUUAAAAAGUUGUGUUUACAGAGUUCCAUCAGUAUUUCUUCUGAGCCACUCUCUCUUCAGAAAAUGGUAUAUUCCUAUUUGCCAGCUUUGGGGAAAACUGGUGUGCAUGGGACUGGAAAGAUGCAGAUACCAAAGAAAAUAGGACAGCGGCCUUGCUUUGAAUCUCAGAGGGCCUUAAUCAUGCUGAAUGGUGCUAAACAGAAACAAGUUGAAGGGCCGCCAGAGUUACCAGAGCUGAAUCUUGCUAAGUGUUCCUCAUCAUUAAAGAGACUGAAAAAGAAGUCAGAAGGAGAAUUGUCAUGUUCCAAGGAGAAUUGCCCCUCUUUAGUUACAAAGAUAAAUUUUCACAAGACUAAUUUAAAAGGAGAAACAGCCCUCCAUAGAGCUUGCAUAAAUAACCAAGUGGAGAAAUUGAUUCUUCUUCUCUCUAUGCCAGGAAUAGACAUCAAUGUUAAAGACAAUGCUGGCUGGACGCCUUUGCAUGAAGCCUGUAACUAUGGCAACACAGUGUGUGUCCAGGAAAUUUUGCAGCGUUGUCCAGAGGUAGAUCUGCUCACUCAAGUGGACGGGGUGACUCCUUUGCAUGAUGCACUGUCAAACGGACAUGUAGAAAUUGGCAAGCUGCUACUCCAGCAUGGGGGCCCAGUGCUUUUACAGCAGAGGAACUCUAAGGGGGAGUUGCCCUUAGAUUAUGUAGUAUCAUCUCAAAUCAAGGAGGAACUAUUUGCUAUUGCAAAAAUAGAAGAUACAGUGGAGAACUUUCAUGCACAAGCAGAGAAGCAUUUUUACCACCAGCAACUUGAAUUUGGCGCAUUUUUACUUAGUAGGAUGUUGCUAAAUUUUUGUUCAAUUUUUGACUUAUCUUCAGAGUUCUUAGCUUUCAAAGGAAUAACUCAUCUAAAUGAGCUGCUUAUGGCUUGUCAGAAUUAUAAGGAAACCACUAGUGCUCACACUGACUGGUUAUUGGAUCUUUAUGUUAGAAAUAUAAAGACAUUGCAGAAGCUCCCAAAUAUUCUUAAGGAACUGCCUGAGAACUUAAAAGUCUGUCCUGGAGUACACACUGAGGCCUUAUUGGUGACGCUGGAAAUGAUGUGUCGCAGUUCCUGUACAAAGUGUAUUUCUACUCCAUGUAACCACUAUUCUACAACACAGAGACAACAUUACAGAGCAAUGCAACACCAAAAAGCAGAGAGAAACUGGAGGAUUAAAUGAUGGCUACGUUUAUCAAAAGCUGUACCUUAAAUUCCUUUAAAGGGAGUUGACUACUGUGUGAUUAAAUUCAGAAUUGUUUUCUUUUAUCAUAGAUCUGGAAAAAAUUCCCUUCUUAAUAGGUAUUAUUGUCUACAAUGUUAAUUCAGAUGUAAGCAUUCAGUCUUCUAUUUGAGAGAACUCCGAGUGCAAGUGUCUUCCCACUGUUGUCGAGAGCAUAUUAUUUUGCACCUCUUCUGUGAAGAUGAGGAAAAUGGUUUCCUGUAAGUUACUGUUUAAGUAGUACAACAUUCAAAGUACAACAUUUUAACAACUGUUUUAUAUAAAUACAUUGGAUACCUAUAUCAUAACUACAGUACGCUGGAGAGUAUCACAUCAUUGUGUUUUGGGGGGUAGCUUUCUCACCUGCUUGGCAGAGUUGUCAUGGUCAUGGGCCUUGCAAGUACAUGUGUGUUCCUUGUAUUAGCAUCAUAGUGCUACAAGAAUGGACAGUGUGUACCUGUCAUCCCGCAUUAUAAGAGAGUUAGUAUGCCUGAUAUCCCACAGAAGUUUUUCCUCUAUUAUAUCUGAAAAUGGUUCUUUUUAAUCCUACAGGUUAAUUUAAAAAAUAAUGUUCAGCAAUUUCAAGCAAAUAAAACAAAGCACCACAUUGAUCUACUUUAAAACUACUUCUUCAAACAUACAUAGUAUUUUAUUUUUCUGGGUGGGUUCCCAUGUGCUUCAGAGACUUUGCUAUGGUUUGCUAGUCUCUGUGUUAAUGGAAUCUGAAGUUUGUAAGAGUUCCAGAACAAAGGUAAAGGCCAAGUAUUCCAUUGUUUAAGUUUGGAGAGUUUUAUUAGUUGACAUACAUUGAUUUCCAUGAUUUCAGUAUUACAAGUUAUAACACAGAUUUUGACUGGUAAUUGUCAUAGUCAGUACUGUAUAAAGGAGGAAUGUUUUGUGGGAAUGAUGCAGAGCUUAGAAGAUUUCUGGUUUUCCGAAUAGCUUUAUUAAAAGAAGAUCUCUGAACUUGGGGCAGAUACUGGCAUUUCCUCCCUUCACCUCUCUUCUGUGAUCUAGCUAUCUUUGUAAUUAAGUUUCAUUGUUGUCUGAGGUGUGUCUCCAGUAAUCAAGAGACAAUUAAGAGUGGUUGGGGCCAGGUAUGCACCUCUCUGUUUGCAGCAUUUCCCCUAAACUUACCAUUUGAACUCUGGCAAAAUAAAAUGCCUCAAGUUGACUCUCAUCAUUUUGAAGUUUGUCUUUGACCAGAACGUGGAACUAAGCCUAUCUUACCAUCUUGCCUCACAAGUAGCAGCAGCAACCCGACUCAGCCAGGUGUCUUCAGAUGCAGUUAUCCUGAGAAAAUAAGAGGUGGUUUGUAGGCUCACUCCUUGACUCUCAGGUUAGUCACUCCUUCUCUCUUUUGAAGGACCAUUGAAGAACCUAUAGCAGGAGAGAACUAAGUUGCAUUUUAUUUAUGCUACAAACUGAAAAAUACUUUUGCAUAGCUACUUACCUAUUUCUGUUUUCCUUAGUGCAAAUAGAUUUUUCUGGUUAAUCUAGUAACACUGUUGAGUAGAGCAGAAGAGCAGGGCCAUUUUAUUACCUUUUCUAAAAUGGAGUCAUAUAAUUUUUCAGUGACGUUUGGAGACACAACGUCAACAACCGUUGCAUAAAUGACAAACCUGUCUGCAAAAACACUGUGCAUGCAGCACAGCACUUUUUGUUAUUGUUAGUUCAGAAUGUGAAGGAAGAGCCCAAUAAAUUGAAACUCAUUUGAAGCCAAUUACAUAUUUCAUUGUUAUCCCCCUCCCCCCUUUUUUUGUUCUUAACCCCGAUGCCCUUGGAAAAGCACAGGUAGAAUCAUUAAAUUCCAGCAAACUUUUUAGUGUUGUUAGUUUCUACAGCAUGUGACCUCUCUGGACAUUUAAUGCUUCUUAGCUCUGCAUAAUAUUCUUACAUAAUGAGAGAUUUUCCUUGGUGUUUCUUAAAUCUCAGAGAUUCAGCUAAAAUAAAUCUUAUGAUGUGACUGCAACUGUACAAAUGUAGAAACUGAGGAAGAGGUAACAAUUUCACCAAAAAAAAAAAUUUCGUUUUUUCUUCAAGUGAGUUACACCAGUCAUCCUGGGAAAGAGAAUUGUAAUCUAAAGGAGUGACACUAUUGUAAGUAUUAAUUACAUUAUUUUUUAUGUGGUUUUAAUUCAUACCUGACCAAGCAAUUAGAAAAGGCUGAUUCUAGAUACUCUGAUCAAAGGAAUAGGCAUCUGUACACACACACACACACUCACUCACAUUUGACAUUAAAGCCCCAGAAUUUAAGCAUUAAUUUACUAAUACCUGAGGCUUUUGCAAGAAGUACAAUGGUGGCUUUCUUUACCUGUGUUUCUGGAGCAAGUAACUAACUGCCUUAUAUAUUUUGGUCUCUUUUUUAUGGAGUAUAAAACUGAAAAAUAAACAUUUAGGUACAUUUAACAAAUGUAUAAAUUAAAAUUAAAGCCUCUGAAUAAGACUUGUUAAUACAAAAGUAGAGUACUCAGCAUUAGAGGCAUUUGGAUAUUGAGAUCAAAAUGGAAAUACAAAAUUCCUAUGGUCCCUGGAUAAGAGCGCUUACUACUAAAUUUUUCUUCACUUUUACAUGACACAAUGAAAUUCUGUAGAAACAGAUCAAUUAAAAUUUGCUCCAGAUUUGAUUUUGAUAUACUAUUACUGGUUUGACCAUUGCCUAUGACAUGGCAAGUCAUACAGUAGGUACUCAAUAAAUAUAUCACAAAGCAAAGUCAUUUAAAGAACCUUUAAAUUCAGAUUAUCUUAGUGCAUGGAGUGGUUCAAAAAAUUUGGAAUGCAUACAGCAUCUGUCAGUUUGAGUCUGUGGAACAGUACCAAAAAUGAACAAGAAGUACCAUGUUUUUAUAAAUGGAAAAAAGUUUUAAAUAGGCAUUUCCUAUG
This is a messenger RNA of Camelus dromedarius (Arabian camel), 6311 nucleotides long. RefSeq names its product SMC5-SMC6 complex localization factor 1 (gene SLF1). The record is from RefSeq and is a predicted model, not a curated record. NCBI's taxonomy places the organism in Eukaryota, Metazoa, Chordata, Mammalia, Artiodactyla, Camelidae. Gene Ontology annotation, biological process: positive regulation of double-strand break repair; protein localization to site of double-strand break; DNA damage response. The transcript is spliced from 24 exons. The coding region runs from base 123 to 3389 and encodes 1088 amino acids. Gene Ontology annotation, molecular function: protein binding. Gene Ontology annotation, cellular component: nucleus; site of double-strand break.